Magallana angulata is the source of this 721-nucleotide messenger RNA. RefSeq lists its product as uncharacterized. Bases 159 to 545 code for a protein of 128 amino acids. Lineage: Eukaryota; Metazoa; Mollusca; Bivalvia; Ostreida; Ostreidae. The transcript has 3 exons. The record is from RefSeq and is a predicted model, not a curated record.
UUUGAUUUGUUCAGAAAUUGAUCUGACAAAGUCACCAAGAUCAAUAUUUCUUAAGUUGAAUUAUAGUUUUGUAAAUAUAAAUCUAAACUUUGGAGGCCGAACUUAAAUUUAUUUUAUUAAAGUGGAAUUUACCACUGUUAGUUUGGACAAGGAAAAAUAUGGUCUGUCUUAAAUGGUUUUUCUUGAUUGUUUGUGUGAUAUGCCUACCAUAUUCCUGGGCCCUACCAAAUCAAAGGUUUUUAAAUCAAGAUAAACAAAAUCUUCAUCGGCAAGUUGAGCCGCUUCCAAUUGAGAUUGAAAAUGAAGAAGAGUUGGGUCCUUUCGAGAUGGAAGGAGGUUCCAUUUCGACUACCCCACGUACGCCGAUUAUCUUUGAUAUCGAGGAAAAUGGCUUAGACCGGAAACUUCUUGGACUUCCGGGAUGGGAAUACCUCACCGUUAGUCUAGUGGUGGUAGUUGCUACCGUUAUUGGAGGAAGUGUAGCGAUCGUCUGCAAAAAAUGUGGCGGUUUCUUUGGAAAAGGUUCCGAGAAAGACAGUGAUUGAAUACGUUGAUUUGUAUUGAUGCAAUAGAUAUUUUAGUAAUAAGAGCGCAUCAAUAGAUAAACAAACACAAAAUAUAAUCUUGUUUCAAAUUGUUAAAAUUAGAGCUUGUCAGAGAAACUCUCACAUUCUCUAAAAGAUACUGAUAUCUGUAUUUUACAAUAAAAUUAUCAAUAUCA